Molecule: messenger RNA, 1045 nt
Organism: Spodoptera litura
Lineage: Eukaryota; Metazoa; Arthropoda; Insecta; Lepidoptera; Noctuidae
Gene: Dcps
Product: Decapping enzyme, scavenger
Biological process (GO): deadenylation-dependent decapping of nuclear-transcribed mRNA
Cellular component (GO): nucleus; P-body
Molecular function (GO): RNA 7-methylguanosine cap binding; hydrolase activity
Source: RefSeq, a predicted model, not a curated record
CUUUUUACAAAAUGUCCGACAGUAAUAAUCAAAAGUCAGAUUCGGAACCUAGCAGUAAAAAAAUUAAAAUUGACCAUGAAAGUGGGAAUAAUGUGAGUGGAAUUCAUUUGCAAUUAAAAGACUUUAUAUUGGAGAAGAUUUUAAACAAUAACACUAAUAGAAAAACAGUGUGUGUGCUUGGAAAAUUCAAAGACAAAAGUGGCGUGGCUUUGGUUAUUUUAGAGAAAAAUGCUUUCAAGGAAGAAGAUUUGGACAAUGAGGGCUACUUUUCCGUAGAUACAGAGUUGAAAACGUUCUUCGAGAACGAUAUCUACGGGAACUACGAGUGUUUCCCUCGGUCCUCAAUUAAUGGUAUAAAGACAUCCAUAAUAUACCCUGCUACAGAGAAGCAUAUUGCCAAGUUCAGCCAACAGGAGCGCCAUAUCGUGCUGGAAACUCCCGAGCUGUACCAGAAGCUCACACUACCUCAUUUGGAGAAAGAGCAGUUUAAUUUGCAGUGGGUCUACAACAUCCUAGAAGGCGAGAGUGAGCAGGACAGAAUAGUCUACGACAAUAAGUGUGAAAGAGACGGGUUUGUGUUGGUUCCGGACCUCAAGUGGGACGGAGUUACCAAGGAGACUCUGUACUUGCUGGCUAUUGUGAGGAGGAGGGGGCUUAAGUCCUUGAGGGAUCUGGAUCAUAGUCAUCUGCCACUGUUGAAGAGGAUUCGGGACGAGGGCAAGAAAAAGAUUUUCGAGAAGUACAACGUACCGGCAUCACAGCUGCGGGUCUACGUCCACUACCAGCCGUCGUUCUACCAUCUCCACGUACACUUCACUUACCUACGCCACGAGGCGCCCGGCAUCUAUGUAGAGAAGUCGCAUCUACUCGACACUGUCAUCGAUAACAUAGAAAUGAAACCAGAUUACUACCAAAAAGCUACACUACCCUUCACAAUCCGUGAAAUGGACAACAUUUUUAACAUCUACGAAACAAAUGGACAUGUCCAGAGAAUUAAACAAGAUGUUGAAUUAAUCGAUAAGUAACUUUUAUAUAUUUUUUGUAA